Rhodofomes roseus is the source of this 2094-nucleotide messenger RNA. RefSeq lists its product as uncharacterized. The coding region runs from base 149 to 1936 and encodes 595 amino acids. Lineage: Eukaryota; Fungi; Basidiomycota; Agaricomycetes; Polyporales; Fomitopsidaceae. Gene Ontology annotation, molecular function: protein binding. The record is from RefSeq and is a predicted model, not a curated record. The transcript is spliced from 5 exons.
CUCACCUCUUCGCCGCGACUCCCGGGACGUGCUCAUUUGCCUUCCUGACGCAUCAACCAACGAAGUGAGUUCAGAGAGUGGUCCACUGUUGGAAUGUACUGACAGAGAGCUCGCGAAAACCGCAGAUAUUGACACACCUCCAUCCGAUAUGAAGAGCGUGACAUCAUCAAUUCCGAAAUUCUCGACGACUGCUCCGUUGCUCACAGAAGUUGCGAUGUUGAGCGUCCAAAGGGUGUCAGGCGAUCCGGAUGAUACUGAAGAAAUCGCACCGAUUCCAUUCGACAACCCUCAUGGCGAUGCGGAUGUUGCGCUGCGUUCGUCAGAUAAUGUCACAUUCUAUCUUCAUAAAUCGACUCUGCGAAUGUCAUCGGCGUUCUUCGCUAGCAUGUUCUCGCUGCCGCAGCCUUCCGCCUCUGAUCCAGCCGUAGACGUGGAGGAGAGUGAAGCACCGUUACCGAUCAUCGAGGUCACCGAGAGCAGCCAGAUUCUCGACUACCUGCUUCGCGUAGUAUAUCCCGCGAACAUCCCCGCUAUCACAACAGUGGAGGACGCCGUCCCGCUCUUGCAAGGCGCAGACAAGUACCAGAUGCCCUUGGUCACCUCCGCCAUACAAACAGCACUCGCCGCUCUCUGUCAUGAGCACACACUCGACGUCUAUGCACUCGCGUGCAUAUUUCACCUCGAGCAACUAGCGGAAUGUGCGGCAGAAGCAUUCUGUGCUUUUCCAUCUCCACCUUCGUCCUCGUACUUCCACUUGUUGCAGUGUUACCAAAGGGCAGUGCUCGAUGCUCCUCGCGAAUAUCCUAUGUUUGGAAAGACGCCCUUUCAGUCAUACGUCGAGAAACAACGCGUGGAGGAAAACUUCAACUUCUGCUCGCCGAUUUCUCGUGCCACGAAAUCCUGCACCUCAAACAGACACUUCGGACAUCAAUCCACAUCGAAAGAGUUUGAGUCCCCCCGAUCUUCCUUCAUUCGAGAUUCCUCCAUCACGGAUACAGUCAUACGAUCGUCCGAUGGCACAGAGCUCUACGUGAACUCUCUGCUCAUCGGGAUCGCGUCAUCGGUAUUGGCUAGCUUGCUUCACGAGUCCCGAAGUUCGGAUACUUCUGGGUUUUGCCAGGGCGACGUUGAAAUCACUUGUCACAUUGACCUGCCCGAGGACGGGGAAACACUCACAAAUCUACUCUCCCUAUGUUACCCGAUGCCUGAUCCGGAGAUCAAAUGGAGCAUGGACGACGGGAAGUUAUCAAAGGCAUGCCGCCUCUUGCAGGCCGCGCUGAAAUACGAGGUGCAGCGCGCUGCGCUCUUCGCAAAGCGUGUUUGCAUCGAGGCCAUCGACUAUUGGCCCGAACGCGUUUUCUUCAUAGCAACAAAGUAUGGGUGGCAGGACGUUGCAGAAUUAGCGGCCGUGCACGCAGUAUACAACAGAGGAGAGGUAUACGUGCCCGAGAUGGAGACGGUACCCGCGGCAGCGUACCGCCGUCUUCUCGUCUACCGCCAACAAUGCCGCGAUAUCACAAUUGCGUACUACACAUACGUGUCUUUCAGCAAAGACACGGAACACCAUGUUCUUACAUCUGCACCGUACUGGGACCUAGACGGACUACUGGAGUUCGACUUGUUCAGCGAGCAAAGAUUCUGGAUAACAUUCCACCAGCUCGCGCGCAAGAAAGGAGGGCUCACCAAUGUUCAUGCAUUGCAAGAGAUCGUACCAUCAUCCUUACUACUGAAGGGCCACAGAGCUCGUCACGGUGACGCUACGAGACCAGAUGUUACCGUGCAUCACAUUCACCGGAGGAUGAUUAAGUUAGGGCAGAAGCUGGCAUCAUUCAGGUCCACCUUUGAGUACUCGCGCGCUCGUCGUGGCUCAUGCUUAUCAAGCAUACGGACAUCCAAUAAUCAGGGAAUAUCUCUGAUCAUGACAUACUUAGGUUGACCGUCGACUGGACUUGCCUCUUGAUAUACCGAUGCUCAUUGAAGGCGAUGUGACAACAUGUAUCAUAAUGCAUGUAGUGGUGUUGGCUGUAACCUCAAUCUUCGGUACAGCUCGAUUACUGUAAGGAGAAAGAGAGACUCAUAGAUCACCGGGUGAGA